Molecule: messenger RNA, 843 nt
Organism: Drosophila gunungcola (fruit fly)
Lineage: Eukaryota; Metazoa; Arthropoda; Insecta; Diptera; Drosophilidae
Product: proteasome inhibitor PI31 subunit
Exons: 1
Coding region: 78-788 (236 amino acids)
Biological process (GO): proteasome-mediated ubiquitin-dependent protein catabolic process
Molecular function (GO): proteasome binding; endopeptidase inhibitor activity
Source: RefSeq, a predicted model, not a curated record
UGUUUGGCCUGUCAGUAAGUUCAAAAUUGUCGGAAAAAAGGGCCAAACCCGAAAAAGAUGUGCCCCAUUUAAUCGUUAUGGAAACGCCAGAAACCACUUCAUCAUCAGAUCUCAGCCAGAUUUCGCUGCAAUCUCUGGAGGUCGAAGGCGCUGGGAAAACUGAAACCAAAACGGAAAGCGAUGCCGAAAUCGAGCCAUGUGACUGGCAGUCGCUUUUCCACUCGAUCCAGCCAAACAUUCGCAAGAGGUCCGAUCUGUUGAUGGCCCUAGCCCACUUUCUAAUCACCAAGGAGUACCGGCUGCGGAGCAUCAAGAAUGCUUCUGAUUUUGGUGCCGGGGGGAGUACCAUUACCAGUACCAGUACCAAUACCAGUGAAUUGCUGCCCAAAAACUGGAAUCGGGAUGCCCACAGAUACGCCAUGCACUACAUCGAUGAGCUGGGCAAUCAAUAUGUUCUCUUGGCCAAACUGAGCCGCAAGGAUCUGGUGAUCAGCCUGCAAAACUCGACCAGCAAACGAAUGUCCAUCGCCUGUUUGCAGCCCGAGAAUCUCGUGAAAUCCACAAGUAAAUCCUAUUUGGCGAAGUGCAUACCGAAGGCGGAGAAGAUGAUAAAUCGUCUGCGAUUCGAUCUUGUGGAUCCGGUAGUUCGGGGCACGAAAAGAACGGCCGAUGGACCGUUUUUCGCUCAGGAAAUGAUCAAAAGGAAGAAGCUUCUCCUCCAGAAUUCACAGCCCUCCAGAGUGACCUUCAACCUCAGCGAAAAACACCCAUGCACCCGCGGGCAGUGACAAUUCCACUCAAAAGUGGUCCUUUCCUAUUCGAAUAUAGAUCUCGCAUUGGAGA